Suillus fuscotomentosus is the source of this 3409-nucleotide messenger RNA. RefSeq lists its product as uncharacterized. Bases 77 to 3223 code for a protein of 1048 amino acids. The transcript has 10 exons. Lineage: Eukaryota; Fungi; Basidiomycota; Agaricomycetes; Boletales; Suillaceae. The record is from RefSeq and is a predicted model, not a curated record.
CAGGAUUCUUGUCAUCCACUCAAGGACGCAUUUUGAAGACGAAGGAGUUAGAAGGAUUACCAUCCUUCACCAUAUCAUGCCGAAUACCACUGCUCCAGUUUCACAUUCGGAGCUGCGAUCAAAUACGACACAUAGUCCGACCUCAGAUUCGAACCCAUACUAUGGACGCCACUCCAUUGUCAAUGAUGGUGCUAGAUGCCAAACCAAACCAUUAAUCUCCACCAAGGGCUGGACCCUCGCGCAGUUGAUCAAAAAAUCGCCUAAUUUUUAUCCAGUGGACAGGGUCCGUUUUGACGAUCCGAUGCUAAUCCAGACAAUUCGGACGUACGAAGAUUCUGGUGCCCCCUUAAUCAUUGAAGGAUUCCAUGAACACGAUAGCUGGCCCGCCGAUCUGUUCACCUUGGAUUGGCUCAGUGAGCAUGGGAAACCGGGGGCGUUCGCACGUAACGUGCACACCUGGGCUGAUUUCGACCUGCCCCUUUCAGAGCUCAUCCAUAAACUUCGUGCGACACCAGUAUACGCUAAUGAAAAUGAAACCGAGCGACUGUAUGGCAAAGAUGCGGAAUGCCCGCACGAGUGGGCAACUUGGCUAUCAACGUCUAGCGUCCUCCCAAGUGAUCUUCUGCCUCACGGAACCAAUGAUUACCUAAAGUAUCUUUCGAGUGAUGUUCAGACUUUGAUGUGCUACCUCGGAGUAGGGGACACGUUCACUCCUUUCCACAAGGAUCUUUGUGCAUCUUCUGGCCAAAAUCUUAUGUGUUAUACUGAGAAUGGUGGUUCAUCUUUCUGGUUCAUGACAGAGAGUUCAGCUGCACCAGCCAUGGCUGCAUUUUUCCAGAAGAUGAACGAAGAAUUAGACUUUGAGACACAUGUCAUAACCACGAAAGAGUUGGAGCAGUCGAGACUAAAAAUCUACAUUGCGGAACAAACUCUUGGCGACUUAGUACUCGUUCCCCCAAGAAGCUGUCAUCAAGUCAUCAACAAUGGUGGCAUCACGAUGAAAACAUCCUGGUCGCGUAUGACUCUCAAAGGGUUGUCGAAUGCUCUUUAUCAUGAACUUCCUGUAUAUCAUCGUGUAUGCCGACCGGAAACAUACAAGGUCAAGUUGAAUAUAUAUCGCGCCCUUCACCGCCAGACACAGAUGCUUCGUGAACUUCAGCAGCAGACAAGUUCUCCUCACUCCAAUCGAUCAUCGCUCACUGUGAACUCGGACCUUGAGCGAGUCGCUGAUGAUCUCCAUCACUUACUUGAGUUGCUUGAUGAUGUCCUCGGGGAAGAAUAUUCACCAAAGCAUCAAGAUAUGCUGCAUGUUUCGCAAUCCGAUACCUGCCAUCAAAAUGACAUCUGCUGCGACUUCUGCGGCGCGGAUAUCUUCCAGAGUUUCUUUGAGUGCAUAUCCUGUGCUCUUCAUCUAUCUGGAACCGAUGACGAGAUGAAGAUCGGAGAUGGUAUCGUGGUUUGUCCUCUUUGUUACGUCGAGGGUCGUGGUUGUAAUUGCGGGAUCAUGAAUCCCACUCAAUGUCGGCCUUUUGGCGAUCUGCUAAGAGCCCGCGACGAAGCCCUAUAUGCCAUUCGAGAAGUAUGUCCUGACAUCGUGAAAGACCACGAAUGUCUACUAGGGAGUUUAAAUUCUAUCAUAUCAGCACGUCAUGUCGGCGUCUUCAUAGCUGCAUGCGUCUUGUAUGAACGACGACGGAUGUUCUCUGACAUUGAAGAGCCGCUGCGCAUGUGCUUGUCAAAGCAUGAAGAUUCUCAUAGUGCGAUAAUCUACUGCUCACUCUGUCAUGUCGGACGAUGCACGACUCAUAUAUUGGAGGGCUACCAUACGCAUGCUGCGCUGGCGUUCUUAAUGUCAAAUGAUGUCAAAGUGUGGCAUAGCUACCACAAGGAAUCCAAGGCAGCAUUUAGGGAAGGAUAUGCACGCAUCCAACACGACGAAGAGACUGGUGCACGUCCGGAUUUUCACUUGAAGUUGACAUACGUCGCAUCCAAAUUUCGUACAUGCAAGUCUAUCAACCCGAACGCGACGAUACCGGGGUGGUACGAUAAAUGCAUAGAGCUAACUAGCGCGUCUGCUGCAUCAUCGCCUUUCCGUAGGUCUGCAAGCUCCAGUGAAUUGGCAUCGCUUCCAAGCGAUUUUCAAGGUAGUUCAACGGGCUACCAUGCGGUUGGUACUUUCGGCGUUCAUGAAUCAUUUCCCACAACUCGGAAACGUCCAAGCGUACCACUUGUAAAUGGCAAGAAGCGAAGCAUGUUCGACGAUACCACGACUCAUAUAGGAUCUUUGCCAGAUGAAGAUGGUACAUCUCCAAGAGUUGACGCUUAUUCUCGAGCCCAAACGCGGGAUGUCGAUGAGGAGUAUGAGCAGCUCGAUACCUCUGCCAGCAGUUCGGACUGUCGGCCUUCAAAGAAGCAGCGUGUUGGUCCUCCCGGCAACAGACUGUCAAGAAGAGGGCCCCUGAGAUUAGAGAAACAUGCGUCAAAUGGCAAAGUCUAUCUCACGAACAAGCCUCGACUCCCCGUCAAAUUACUCCCAGACUCUCACAGCCCCGCCAAGAAAGAAGCAAUACCUGAUAACGUUCGAUCCGUGCCCCAGAAGCUACGCUUGGCGCUGGCCGAAAAUGAAAAGCUGAGAGUUGCUAAUGCCAAAUUGGAGACAGACCAUCAAAUUCUGGAGGACAAGUUAUGCGCUUUACAAAAACAAAACGUGGAAUUAAUAACCAUGUCGAGAAGCUUCCGCGCACAGUCCCGCAAGAAGCGCAACAGUCUUGACUCUAUUGGACAAGGCCCUGUCAAUUAUCCUUCUGCACCUGCUCCUUCGAUUCACAAGCACCAAGAAAGUCGAGGCUCUUUUACUAGCGCCAGCACAGCAGUGCCUCCUACCCAGUCGCGUGUCCCAGCACGACCUAUGAACGGAAGUUCUUCUACCAUUAUAUGCACCCAAACCCAAGAGAUGGGCCACUCUUUCCAUAUUGGACAUCCUUCUGCGGGUCACUAUCUCUCCAUCCAAAGAAUGCCGCGUCAUGAGCUGGAAGGGCCGCAUAUGGACACAACGCAGCAGUCCUAUGCCCAAUCUGACGAUGAGAAUGAUCCACCCGAGACACUCGUCGCGGAGCCUACCCGAGCUCAAAGCCAAGUUGGUUCUUCUGAUGACGAAGGCAAAUUUCUCUCACUCCUGGAAACUGAAACCUUCUCGUCUAUCUCCGCUGGCAUGGAGUACUGAGCUUGCGCAGUAUCAAUCUUACCCUUAAUGAUCAGAUCUGAUUCCAUAGUCAACUUUACAUAAUUGUCCCUCAACUGACCACUUUACUGCACAUAUCUCAAAGCAUAAUUACUCCUGCAGACCACUUCCGUCACCAAUUUACUUACACACUCCUGGUAGUCUGUGAACCCGUACAAAGAUAGUCAA